This is a messenger RNA of Spirodela intermedia, 664 nucleotides long. Lineage: Eukaryota; Viridiplantae; Streptophyta; Magnoliopsida; Alismatales; Araceae. The record is from the annotation of a GenBank genome assembly.
AUGUCGGCUGGGGAGCUCGCCUGCACCUACGCGGCUCUGAUCCUCCACGAUGAUAACAUCUCCAUCACGGUAAUGUGCCGGUUUUGAUGUCCUUGGUCGGCUCUCCUUAGCUUUAGUUCCAUUUACCUUUUUUCACUAUUUGGCAGAAGUUCGAGGAUUAUUGGGCUUUUUCUCUGACCAAUUAGGCUUUCUCGAUUUGUACAUUUCCAUUUUUAUAUUUGCAGGCGGAGAAGAUCUCCACGUUAGUGAAAGCGGCGAACGUGAAAGUGGAUUCCUACUGGCCAUCCUUGUUCGCUAAGCUGCUCGAGAAGAGGAGCGUCGAUGAUCUCAUUAUGAACGUUGGAUCUGGUAUGUUUCUUCUUCCACCCAUGUGGUGACUAUGCUUUAUUUCGAUUAAGUCAGCAACAUGGAAUUUAUCCCAUGAAUGAAUUCGGAUGUGCAGGGGGAGGUGGCGCUCCUGUGGCUGUUGCCGCCCCGUCGGCCGGUGGUGGUGCCGCAGCCGCCGCUGCGCCAGUGGAAGAGAAGAAGGUUCUUAUUCUUUCCAGCUUAAUAGUUCAUUUUGUCAUCCGUUUCAUGCUCCCUGAAAUAAUACUCUUGCUUUUGUCUACAGGAAGAACCCAAGGAAGAGAGUGACGACGACAUGGGGUUCAGCUUGUUCGAUUAA